AUGUCCGAGUUUGACCGUGAGAUGAGAAGGCGUCUUUGGGGCGUCCUCUACAUGUGGGAUUUUGCCCUUGGCUCCAUGCUCUCACGCCCCCUCCUUGUCAACCAUGCCGAUUGCACUUUCGUAAUGCCAACUCUGGCCCUCGAAUUUGAUCCCGAGCGGCCCAACCAGCCAUCGCCCUUCGGUCAUAUGAAUUUGCAUUGCCAGCUGUGUCUUGCCAUGGCAGCCGAGUUUGCUCCUCGCGCCGAUGGAAAAGUGGAUGAGGCCGACCAGGCCAGAAGACUGCGCGAUGUCGUCUAUAAGUGGUACGAGGAUCUUCCCAAAGAGUACUCCCGCACGAAUCCCGACACCCAGUGGGAUGAGGAGUUUGAUUGGGUUGUCUUCCAGCGCCGGUAUCUCCAUCUGAUAGGAUACAUGUCUCUCUUCAGCCCAUUGAAGGCAUUCGUCACCCGAAAUUCUGGCAAGCCUCUGACGAAGCUUGAAUCCGAGCUGCGCGCGGCUGGUGUCCAAGCCGGCCUCGAUCUGAUGGAUGUGUCGUGGAGCUUCUUUGAGAACAUGGUUUCAGCCGGUGCAAAGUUCCACUAUGCCAUCUUUUGCAUCUUUGAUGCCACGACGGUCAUGUGCUCUGCUUUUGUCCACGAUGAGGCCCGCACUCUACCACAGCGCGAGACGGUGCUCGAAGCUAUCACCAAGGGUCUCCACAUGCUCGAGAAGUCAUACGCCGAGUCCAAGACAACGGCAGCCCUGUAUCGUAUUCUCAAGGGCCUCAUCAUCAACCUGCCGCUCAGCCCUCAAGAAAAGGGAGUAAUCGGAGCUCCGAAACGCAACAAGCGCACAAAUGUCAACCAGACAGGCGACAGUACAGCUGCCGGCUCAUCGAACAAUGCUUUGGCUAGAAGAAUUCUUUCUGAUCGUAUCUCCGAGGGCGUAGCUCAAGGAUCGAAUACCGAUGGGACACUGGUCGAAUCUCAGCUCGGCUCAAAUAGCUCUCAACUCGGUUCGAAUGGCUCGGUAUCGGUGGUGUCGUCGUCAUCGAACAACAUUCCUUCACCCGAGGUUCCGUUGCGCUCAAACGCCCCCAUCCCCUCUGCGAAUGGACAGGUUUUCCAUGGCUAUCAGCCAAUGGAUAACCCACCAUUUUCCAACGGCCAUGAUCACUUGAGCCAUAUGCAUGCACCAAACAUGCAGCCCUCGCCAUACUAUGGCACAGUCGACCAAUUCAUGCCCUCAAGCGCAGGCAUGGUUCCUUCGAAUGGAUAUUUGGUGACCGACAGCUUCGUACCCAACAGUGGCUUUGUGUCAUCGAAUGACCUCCAGUUCAGCAAUGACCAUCAUAUCUUCCACUCCGGGCCGCCUGACCCCCUUGGCUACACCCAGCCCGCGUGGGAACCGGCCCCUGAUGCCAAUCCAAACUUCGGUCUACUCCAAGGAGCGAUCCAGGAGGUAUCGGAGGAUGCGGUGCCUGCUGUGCCCAGUGUGUUGGAGUAUUGGGACUGGCAGCAACUUGAUCUUGGAAACCCUGGGUAUUGGGGGAACCAACAGCCGCCACGGAUGUGA
Molecule: messenger RNA, 1554 nt
Organism: Podospora bellae-mahoneyi
Lineage: Eukaryota; Fungi; Ascomycota; Sordariomycetes; Sordariales; Podosporaceae
Exons: 2
Coding region: 1-1554 (517 amino acids)
Cellular component (GO): nucleus
Source: RefSeq, a predicted model, not a curated record